Messenger RNA from Acanthochromis polyacanthus (spiny chromis), 5162 nucleotides. RefSeq names its product fibronectin leucine rich transmembrane protein 1a (gene flrt1a). The record is from RefSeq and is a predicted model, not a curated record. Gene Ontology annotation, molecular function: protein binding. Lineage: Eukaryota; Metazoa; Chordata; Actinopteri; Pomacentridae.
AUCCUCUCCAUCCUUUACGCCUCAGUCUUUCUCUCCUCUGCUCCUCUUCCUCUCCAGCCUCAGCCGGCACACUGGAGAGCUUCUCUCUCUUUUUUUUGUUCCCUCUGUCAGAAAACACAACAGCGUCUCGGGGGCAAUUUAUUCAGUGCAAACAGCUGAGAGCCAGCGUAUUUUUUUUGCAGGGAUGCACGGGUGAGCAGGCACGGACCGGUCCGGUGACUAAUUACCAUAAUAAGGCGCACAAGUUCGCCAGCGAGUCGGGCACGUUUUAUUUCUCCGUAUUACCGUGUCGGCAGUGCCGCAGCGGGGAGAUAAUCGGGCGGAGGGAGCAGUUACAGAGUAGACGGAGGGAGAGAGGGGGAGAGAAAGGAGCUGGCAGCACAUGAUCGCACAGCCUAUCCAGUCACUGAUCAACUGGAGCAUUCACAAUUUGCGCCGGCGACAACAUAUGGGAAUACAACAAGGCGAGAUUUGUGGUCACACCUGGUUGUGGAAGGACACCGGAGGACCCGAGAGGGGAGGAAAGGAAGAAAAGGGCGACCAGAUCCGAGGGGCUUUGCAUCAAACAGUCGAGGGAAAAAGCGUGGCAAUCCGAAGCACCAUCCGAGAAUAGAUCUGGAGCCAGAGGUGACAACUAAUCUACAUCAAAGCUGAGCAUAAAAACACCGAAGAAAGAGCUGUUCCUAUAAAACAGUGAGAGCACACUCCUACACGCCACCACCCGCCUCAGCUUCCCAGAGUUUACGGACUACGUGUUGACAAGAGCUGGAGAAGAUACAGUUUUCACACUUUGACGGAAUCGUGUUGGGAAGAAUAGUGCAAAUGGUGCGGCAGCACCUCCUUCCCUGUCAGCCCCACUUCAAAAAGGUGGAGGUCACAGGAUUCCAGCUCACUGCAGCGUUGAGAAUUUGAGGAUUAACCACACCCUUGGAAUAGAAAGACAAUGCUUAUGUUUACCAUGAUGGCACCUGCAUGUGUGGCCAGAUUAGGGGCUUGGCUCUUGAUGUUGUGUAUUUGCUUGACACUACAUGCCGGCAUGCUUCAGUUUGCUGCGGCUACGAUACAAGGGUACAUUGGAGGCACAGAUAUGACAUGCCCAUCUGUAUGCAGGUGCGAUGAGGACUUCAUCUACUGUAAUGACCGUGGCCUGAGCUCCAUCCCAUCACUGCCUCCUUCUGCGUCCGUCCUCUACCUUCAGAACAACCACAUAAAUAACCCUGGCUUGCCCACCUCCUUGGAGCGCCAUCUUGCCGUCCGUGUGGUCUACCUCUAUGAUAAUGAACUGGAUGAAUUUCCCAUGCACCUGCCACCAUCUGUGCGUGAGCUACAUUUGCAGGACAACAACAUCCGCACUAUUCCUCGUAGUGCACUUGCUCGAAUGCCAUUGCUAGAGAAGCUGCAUUUGGAUGACAACUCUAUUUCCACUGUUUCAAUUGAGGAUCAGGCCUUUGCUGACAACCCACGGUUACGCUUGCUUUUUCUGUCACGCAACCACCUGUCUAGUAUCCCUUCAGGACUACCUGCCUCUCUGGAAGAACUCCGUCUAGAUGACAACCGAAUCUCCACUAUUCCAACUCAUGCCUUCCGGGGCCUCGCUUCACUUCGAUGUCUUGUUCUGGAUGGAAACCUUUUGGCAAACCAGAGAAUUGCAGAUGACACAUUCUCUCGCCUUGCCAACUUGACCGAGUUGUCCCUCGUUCGGAACUCCCUUCAGACUCCACCUGUUAACCUUCCCAGUGCCCAUCUACAGCGACUGUCUCUACAGGACAAUGCCCUCACUCAUAUGCCUCGUGGUUCUUUGGAUGGCAUGCACAGGCUGCAGAGGCUAGACCUCUCAGGAAACAACCUGACUACGCUGCCAAGGGGACUUUUUAAAGACCUGGACAACUUGGGUCAGCUGCUGGUGCGAGGAAAUCCCUGGCACUGUGGCUGCAACCUGCGCUGGCUGUAUGACUGGCUACAUGCCCGUGGUAACUCCAUCACUGUCAGAGGUCUCACCUGCCAUGGGCCUGACAGAGUGCGAGACAUGGCUCUGAUUGACCUGACCAGUGAGAUGGAGGAAUGUGAGGUGGUGAGGACAGCAGGGACCAGAGACAGAGUGGGCAUAGGAGUGGAGAGCUCUACCACCAACACCCCUCCACAGGGUUCUCUCUUCACUACGCUCAAGCGACCUGGCCUGGGGUUUCCUGACUCUGGCUUAGACUACACCCUUAGCAGCAGUGGUGUGGGAAAGAGUCUAGCGCUUAAUGUGAAGCCUCUGUCUCACAAUAGCGUCCGUGUUACCUGGAGUGUGGCUCAGCCCAGCUCCUCUUUCAGGUUAAGCUGGCUCCGACUUGGUACUGGGAACGCCAUGGGAUCAAUCACAGAAACGCUUGUCCGAGGUGAUCGCCGAGAGUAUCUGCUUACGUCUUUGCAACCUCGUUCCAGCUACAUCAUCUGCAUGGUGCCCCUGCCUGCUAGUUCAGAAAACACAGGCAUGAUUUCUGGAGAUGCAGAUUCUGAUGAAGCUCUGGUUUGUGCAAAAGCUGAAACAUCAGACGUUAGUCCAUUGGAGGAAGGGGAGGAUGAAGGCUCACAGCAGAUGGCUGCACUGCCCCUGGCAGGAAUUAUUGGUGGGGCUUCUGCCAUUGUAUCUUUAACUCUCAUCUUUGGUGUCUUUUGUUGGUAUGGACAUAGAACGGGGCAUUUGUGUUCCCGUGACCACUACACUCGCAGCAGCUCAAGAAAAAACAAAUAUGAUGAUUAUAUUGAGUCUGGCACCAAGAAAGACAAUACUAUCCUGGAGAUUCGUGGGCCAGGGUUUCAGAUGACACCUAUGGCGACUUGCCAGCCAAUGCAGCCGAAACCCUUACGAGAGGAUUACAUCAUUCAUACCAUUUUCCCCUCCAAUGGCACUGGCUUGUACAAAGGUGCCAACCAUGUUUCUAAUGCAGGACACGGCACUAACCGUGGCUAUAGAGAAGGAGGAAUCCCAGAUAUAGACUACUGUUACACAUGAUGUACUGUACCAGAUCCUGUUCACAGUGUUAUUGGUAAACUGUAUAGAUGCACAAGUUCCCUUCGCAUGGACACUUCUGAAGCACCCCUCUGUGCCUUCUUCUUCUGGUUUCCCAUUCCAAAUGACCUGCUGUUCACUGCACUGAAAGUACUGUAUGUGACUAACUGGAACUAAAACUAUAUGGAAACAGUUCACUGCAGGAAGCAGCAGCCGAUUCCCCAGGUGUAAAUGCACAGCUGAGUGUUUCUUCACCAUCUUAGUAAUGGCCUGUGUAUGUUUCCUUUUCUGCUCUUUCCCUGUGACAUGUAAGCAAAGAAUGUAUCCACUAUGGAAAGGUCAAACUUAGCAUAAGCGCAGGUAGAGUUCCUCUUUCACAUGCGGGAGCCACAGCAGUUCAGAGUGGAUUAAGAAAUGAUGAAAAACAGACAUCUUUGGUACUCAUUUCCUGCUCAUACACAGUAUGUAGUCUUAUCAAGUCAUUGUUCCAAAUGCCUCAACUAUAUUGAUGUGCCCUACCAGCUACUCAAGGAAAGGGCUUUGUAAAGCUGUGAAUUGUUCUAUUUCAAACAACCCAGUAACCACUUGUCUUAAAGUAGGCUUUGUAUUACCCUAUUCAGUAGUUGGCUGGUUGACGAUCUUACAAGGGCUGCGUCAGCGGUCAGCCUUGGUUAUACCUCUUGAGAUCAUUCACGUGAGAUCAGUAUUGUAGAGUUGCAUUGGACAAAAUGCAGCACAAGCGUGUAGAUAAUUUACUUAGAUACCGACUUGGCUGUGUUUGAAACAUGCUUUGCUAUUUUAUCAGUGGUUUGUUUAGUAAUGAAAUCCUGCACAGCUGUCUUUAUUUAUUUAUUUGUCGCUUAUGUGAUGGUUUUUGUCUCUGCUAAAACAGCUUUUUUUAUUAUUUUUAUUUUCACCCUCAUGUUAGUCAUUAUUGUUGAAACCCACCUUUUGAUGAAAACAGUGGUUUUAUUUCAUCUUAGCAACAAGUGAAGGAAGCAUUAUGAUGGCUGUCUCCAGGUUCAUGCUUUGUUAAAAACAGCAAAGUGAAUUGUUGAUUGAGACUCUUCAUAUUAUUAUGUAAUUUUCUAAUUAGACCCCCUCCCAAACACAAGCAUGUGAGCCCACUGAGACAGUAGAGACCAACCUCAUCCCUCUUUUCCGAUGUUGUGCCUGUGUGCUUAACUUGUGACUUCAGUUGGUGACUUUUGGUUGUAAAAUGUUUCCUCCACAUUCUUGAAGAGACGACGGCGUUUGCAGAGAUACCUGACUGGACUAAUGUGGAGCCUCUUGUGAGGGGCAGACUCUUGUGAGUGAACCUCGAAAUGAGGGCGAGAACUGUGAGUGCAACUGAGGAGACUCAAACCGCAACACUGUUGACCUACACUGUGGGGCGGUGGCCAAGCUGUGUGGGAGGGUGGAUGGAUGGACAGGUGGGGGGAGGAACUGGGUAGUGAGGUGACUCCUCACUUAUGGGAGUUCACUGAUGUUUGUUUUAGCAACGGGAAAAGGCCUCCACUCAUUCCACCUCUUUUAUUACUGAGCAGCACUAAAAAUGUAAAUGUAUUAGCACUUAGCAGGGAGCAGGGAUAAAUGUAACGACAGCACGGGGAGACGAAGGGUAAAGAAACAUCUCCAUGCACUGAUAAAGAUGCAGAAUUGAUGGCUCUGGCGCAGUGGGGUUCACCCAUGCAUAAAUCUGUUUGUCAUACUUACCUUCUACCCUUGGGUUUCAUACUGUCAUCAGUUGUUUACCACUGUGUUGCUUCCAAAGGGAAACCAAUUGUGCUUCCUUGACUGUUCUGUCCGGCAGAGUUUUACACACUAGUGUCCGACAAUAUGUCAGUGGAAUGUAUAUUUUAUCUUGCACCCAAAAUCACUGGCUUAAACAAAUAACAUCAUACUGGCCUGGCUAAUUCUGUUUUGGGGAAUGUUGAUAUAGUGUAAUUGCUAUUUUAUAGUGGGUCUAUUCAAGAUGCGUACUUCCUCAUCAUUUGUAUAAAUAAAACCAUGGCCACAGCCACAUGAAUAUUUUUUCUGGUGAAAUAAUAGAAAGUAAUGGUGCCAUAACUUUGCGUAAAAAAAUAUGUGAACCUGAGAUAUGUGUGGAAUUUGCUUUAUAAAUUCAUCUUCAGAGGGGAUCAAUAAAAGUUUUAUAAUCUUGUUA